AUGCAAUUUGUGAUCAACAAAUAUUCCCCUCAAACAGCAUCAGCAAUCAGUCAAUUAAGUGAAAAGUCUCUUUCAUUUCAAUUAAUUCAAGGUAAAAAUAAAAUAAAAACAAAAUUUUCUUUAAACGCAUUAAUAACAUAUAUCUGCAGUUUGGGUAAUGAUGAAGCUAUUUUAGUAUUUGUACCUGAUUGGAAUUUAAUUCAAGUAUUACUUAAAUAUUUUCAACAACAUCCAAGAUUUGGUUCAGCUGGAUUUCUAUUUCUUCGAUUAUAUUCUCAAAUUCCAUGUGAAGAACAACAUCGUGUAUUUGAACGUGUACUAUCUGGUGUUAAAAAAAUAAUUUUAUCAACAAAUAUAGCUGAAUCAAGUGUUACAAUAGAUGAUGUUGUUUAUGUUAUUGAUAGUUGUAAUGUUAAACAAAAAUUAUUUUCAUCACAUAAUAAUAUCACGAAUUAUGUUACUGUUUGGCCAUCAAAAACAAAUUUAACACAAAGAUGUGGUCGUACAAGAUCUGUAUUUUGUACACCAUUACAUGAACUUGCAUUAGCCAUUAAACUUUUAAAAUUAGGUGAUAUUAAAGCAUUUUUAUCUAAAGCUAUUAAACAACCACCUAUGGACGCUGUUGAUGAAGCGGAAUUUACUUUGAAACCAAUUGAUGAAAAUGAUGAAUUAACUCCAUUAGGAAAAAUUUUAGCACGUUUACCAAUUGAACCAAAAAUUGGUAAAAUGAUUAUGUUAGGAUGUAUUUUUUGGUAA
This is a messenger RNA of Rotaria sp. Silwood2, 756 nucleotides long. NCBI's taxonomy places the organism in Eukaryota, Metazoa, Rotifera, Eurotatoria, Philodinida, Philodinidae. The record is from the annotation of a GenBank genome assembly.